Molecule: messenger RNA, 495 nt
Organism: Sinocyclocheilus grahami
Lineage: Eukaryota; Metazoa; Chordata; Actinopteri; Cypriniformes; Cyprinidae
Product: tripartite motif-containing protein 54-like
Exons: 5
Coding region: 1-495 (164 amino acids)
Cellular component (GO): nucleoplasm
Molecular function (GO): ubiquitin protein ligase activity; zinc ion binding
Source: RefSeq, a predicted model, not a curated record
AUGUCUCUUCCACUGGAUAUACCUACAUUGGGGACGCUGGGGAAACAACUCAUCUGUCCCAUCUGUGUGGAGGUCUUCACGAAACCUGUGGUCAUUCUGCCCUGUCUGCACAACCUCUGCCGCAAAUGUGCCAAUGAACUGUACCAGGUGUGUACCAACCUUUGGGAAAUGCAGUCUUCCACUCUGGUUGGAAUCGGAGGACGUUUUCGCUGCCCUUCCUGUCAGCAUGAGGUUGUCUUGGACCGUCAUGGAGUUUAUGGACUGCAGCGCAAUUUACUCGUGGAAAACAUUAUUGAUGUUUACAAACAGGAGUCUGAAAGGCCUCCACCGAAGCCUCCUGUACAGUUCAGCUGCACGGAGCAUGAAGAUGAGAAGCUUAAUAUUUAUUGCAUCACGUGUCAGGUGACCUCCUGUUCUCUCUGUAAGGUGUUUGGGGCCCACAAAAACUGCCAAGUAGUUCCCCUCCCUGAUGUUUACCAGCAGCAGAAGGUAUGA